CUGGUGUUCAUCGUUAGUCAGUGCGCAGGUUGAUUUCCUUCCCGCAGUGUCCGGGGGGAGGAGCCAAACAAUAGAAUACCUCGGAGCUCGACAGCAGACAGAUGAAAUAGCUACUGUACUGAGUGGUUACUAAGUGACACACCAAAGCGAUACAUUGUGUCUGUCGACUCACUUGUUGUCAUUUUGAAUCCUCUGCAGAGAUGACCUCACUUAGCUAGUGUCCUGACCUCUCAGUCCCAGAGAGAGUCCCCAGCCAGGCUACCCUGCCGUGAAAGGACCAGUCAUUGGACAGUAUAGUGACAGUGUGCUGUGUCUACUAGCAUCAUGGCUGCCAGCCAGCAGAAAGGCACUGCAGUUCUGGAAAGUUCAGCAGAGGGAAAGAGAACGGAACUCAGGGCUAAUGAAGUACUGAAGAAAUGCUCAUGGGCCUCUUACAUGACCAACUCCCCCACUGUGAUUGUGAUGAUUGGUCUUCCUGCCAGAGGGAAAACCUACAUGUCCAAGAAGCUAACCCGCUACCUCAACUGGAUAGGAGUGCCAACCAAGGUAUUCAACCUGGGUGUCUACAGGCGAGAGGCUGUGAAAGCCUACAAGUCCUAUGACUUCUUCAGACACGACAACGAGGAGGCCAUGGAAAUCAGGAAGCAGUGUGCUCUGGUGGCUCUGCAGGACGUCAAAGCGUAUCUGACUGAAGAGGGGGGUCAAAUCGCUGUCUUUGAUGCCACAAACACCACCCGAGAGAGGAGAGAAUUACUCCUUAGUUUUGCAAAGGAACAUGCUUACAAGGUGUUUUUUGUGGAGUCAUUGUGUGACGACCCUGAUGUCAUUGCUGCUAAUAUUAUGGAUGUGAAGGUGUCCAGCCCAGACUACCCAGAAAGAGACAGAGAGAGUGUGAUGGAGGACUUCCUGAAGAGAAUAGAAUGUUAUAAAGUCAUGUACCAACCAUUAGACCCAGAUGAACACGACAAGGACCUGUCCUUCAUCCAGGUCAUCAACGUGGGCCGGAGCUUCCUGGUAAACAAGGUGCAGGACUACAUCCAGAGCAAGAUCGUGUACUACCUGAUGAACAUCCACGUGCACUCUCACUCUAUCUACCUGUGUCGGCACGGAGAGAGCGAACACAACGUGGAGGGACGCAUCGGGGGCGAUGGAAUGCUGUCUGUUCAAGGGAAAAAGUUUGCUGGAGCGCUGAAGGGUUUUGUGGAGCAGCAUGGUCUGACAGACCUCAAGGUGUGGACCAGCCAGCUGGGACGGACUAUCCAGACUGCUGAAGAGCUCGGGGUGCCCUACGAGCAGUGGAAGAUACUCAACGAGAUCGAUGCCGGUGUGUGUGAGGAGAUGACCUAUGAGAUGAUUGAGGAAACCUUCCCUGCGGAGUUUGCCUUAAGAGAUCAGGACAAGUACCACUACCGCUACCCAGGAGGAGAGUCCUACCAGGACCUGGUGCAGAGGUUAGAGCCGGUAAUCAUGGAGCUGGAAAGACAAGGCAACGUGCUGGUCAUCUGUCACCAGGCUGUCAUGCGCUGCCUGCUCGCUUACUUCCUGGAUAAGAGUGCUGAUGACCUGCCCUACUUGAAGUGUCCCCUCCACACAGUUCUAAAGCUCACCCCUGUGGCUUAUGGUUGUAAAGUGGACAUGUUUGACCUCAAAGUGGAGGCUGUGAACACUCACCGGGACAGGCCAGUAGAUAAAGUCUGUAAUGACGUCGUUCCCACCACAUUCCUCCGGAGGAACAGUUUCACCCCGCUGUCCAGUCACGACCAGGUGAAGCGACCGCGCCUCUACAGCGCCGGCAACCCACCUCAAUCUCGACGGCCCCUGGCCCCCUUUAUACCCAGCAUGCAGUCCUUCGAGGACCCUGAGGGAGCAGAGUUGACACGAAGCCAACUGGACAAGAUUGAAAUGGACAGUGACUGCGCACCGAGGAAGAGAGGCCACGGAUAGACAGAACAGAAACACUGCUUGACAUGUAUGAUGAAAUCCUGGUUGAGAAUGAAACGACUGAACAAAUGAACAACGAAACAGCACAGCAAGUAAGUGAAAGAAAUAGGUUUUGAUUAUGUUUUAUUGGUAAUGGGGACAUACGUAAAUGCCAACAAAAUAACUUUUUGGUCAAUGUGGUGCGUGUGUGUAACCUUUUAUUUAACUAGGUAAGUUGGAUAAGAACAAAUUCUUAUUUACAAUGACAGCCAAACCCAGACGAUGCUGGGCCAACUGUGAGCCGCCCUAUGGGACUCCCAAUCACGGUACAGUUAUGAUAGAUUGUGAUAUGACCUGGAUUCGAACCAGUGCCUUAGACCGCUGCAUCCGUGUGUGUUAACUAUUUAACUGUACUAGAAUGCUUAAAAGGACGCAACAUUUUUUAAAUAUUGAUUAUCGGCAUCAGUGUCGUGCAUCCCUAAAAAAAACAGCAAGUUGUGUCUUGUGAUUGACCUUACCCUUCUCUUUCUGAGCUCAAGUGUAGCAGAGACCAGUCAAAACAAAUUGUAUGAUGACGCUGCCCAGCCUUGGCACAGCUUAGCAUGUGAGAUAACACUGUCUCUCCCUCCUUCUGCCUCCUAAAGGAGUCUCUCAACUGCUUCAGCCCAGGGGACUCAGAAGAUGCUGUUCGCAGUUGAAGAGGACAGAGACUGGGGUCUCCACUCCCCAACAUCCUCUCUGCCAUCAGACCUGGGUUCAAAUACUAUUUUAAAUGUUUGUACAUAGCUUGAAUGUUUGCUUUAGCCUGCCAGGAGUGCCAGAUGGGCAGUGUUUGCACUUUGGGGGCUUUUCUAUUGAUUUCAUUUCAACAUGCAAGCACAGCUGAAGUAUUUGACAUGAUUUCAAAUAGUAUUUCAACACAGGUGCCCUCUGUAUGUACCUACUGUAGUCCCUCCACUCCAGGAGGAAUCAUCACCUAAUGCUCAGGCCUGCUACAUACCAUGCCAGCCUUACCAGUUUGAUUGUCAAGCAGUGGUUCAAGCACAACACCUCGGCCACAAAUGGUCACACCGUGUGGUUGUUGUAGUGGCCAGAAUCUUUUCUACAGCUGAUUAGUUUCUGUUGACAUCUGUUAGAUAGAUAUUGUGGUUGUGUGAGGGUGAAGAGCGAGAUGAUUUGAGAAAAACAUGGCCUUGCUUGCACACACUUAUCAACAUUCAAAUUUGAAUUUACUCUAAACAGAACUUUGGGAUGUUUAAAUAGAGGAUAUCUUUGAGGAAAUUUGUCUUAGUGUAAAAUAAAUUGUAUAAAUCUACUAAGUCCCUUAUGGAAGGGGUUGCCACAUGGUAACACUGAACAUUUUAUAAAAAACAAAGCACUUACUACAAACACUGUCUUAUCCUUUGUCUAUAAUGUACAAUUACUUAAGCUCUUAUGAAUAAUAUAUGUACCUCUUAAAUUGGAUAGUUGAAUAUCAUCGUUUUUGAACAGCCUUGUGACCAACUUUGUUAUUCCUCCAUUAGGCUGAAAGACCACCAUACAGGAUUUAACAUUUCAGCUCAGGGAUUCAUGUUAUUGGUUAGUCACAUGUUACUGUCACAGGUUACAUUUCUGUGUGUGUAUAGUUCACAUUUUACUCUGCAAUUCGGUUACAUAUUUAUCGUCAUGUUAUGAAAUACCAAUUUAUUUGCAUUAUAGAUGCAUCCAAUACACGUCUUCAGCUAAAAUGGCAACUACUACUGUAGUUCCAGUUAAUGCCAGCAUUUAUUCUUCAAUUUGUUAAAAGGACAUUGUGUUUUUACUUUUCCUAACGUUAUCUGCAUGAUUUUGAAUUCUGGAAAAGCACAGCAUAAGGAAAGAAGUAGGUAGGUAGGUAGGUACGUUCAUACUUAAACUUCACUGAUCUUGCCCAGCUAUGUGUAUCUUAUUGUUAAUUACUGCUAUAAUUAUAUAUGUUAAAUGUGCUGCUGCUCUAAAGUGCCUCUGACUGUGUUUAGUAGCAUUACUUUUGUAGCUCUUGCAAGGCUAUGUUAUUAUAUAAAUAGGCAGAAUACCGUAGCCUGUAAGACUACAGUAUACUGAUCUGUAUACUAGCACUAUGCUGUAAAAUGAUUUAAAUCACUGGAAUAUUAGUCAUGAGUGUAAACGAUUCAAUAAAUGAAUGUAUCUGUC
Oncorhynchus keta (chum salmon) is the source of this 4092-nucleotide messenger RNA. RefSeq names its product 6-phosphofructo-2-kinase/fructose-2,6-bisphosphatase 2-like. Gene Ontology annotation, cellular component: cytosol. NCBI's taxonomy places the organism in Eukaryota, Metazoa, Chordata, Actinopteri, Salmoniformes, Salmonidae. Gene Ontology annotation, biological process: fructose metabolic process; fructose 2,6-bisphosphate metabolic process. Bases 325 to 1944 code for a protein of 539 amino acids. The transcript has 16 exons. Gene Ontology annotation, molecular function: ATP binding; 6-phosphofructo-2-kinase activity; fructose-2,6-bisphosphate 2-phosphatase activity. The record is from RefSeq and is a predicted model, not a curated record.